This is a messenger RNA of Saxophila tyrrhenica, 2466 nucleotides long. RefSeq lists its product as uncharacterized. The transcript has 2 exons. Bases 1 to 2466 code for a protein of 821 amino acids. NCBI's taxonomy places the organism in Eukaryota, Fungi, Ascomycota, Dothideomycetes, Mycosphaerellales, Extremaceae. The record is from RefSeq and is a predicted model, not a curated record. Gene Ontology annotation, cellular component: cytoplasm. Gene Ontology annotation, biological process: phosphatidylcholine biosynthetic process; phosphatidylethanolamine biosynthetic process. Gene Ontology annotation, molecular function: ethanolamine kinase activity; choline kinase activity.
AUGGCUCAAGAAGAGCGGCAUUCGAAGCCGCCUGGUAUCUUGCGAGGGGAAUCGUAUGAACAGACUCAGACCAAACCGGAAUGUGCUUCUCCGAGCUCGUACCUUGGUAUGAACACGCAAUACUCGCCUAAGGCGACCCCGAAGUCGGUGUCAAUUGAUCCUAAGACCGAAGUGAUCUCACCUCUUAUGAUCGGGAAUCAAAAGGAUGUGGAGGACCUCAAACUUGACAGUGGCCGAGUUUCCCGGAAGCCCUCUCUGGUGAAGAGAACGAGUUCGAGGCGACUCGCUGGCCGACCAAGCUACACGUCCAGUCCUUUCCUCAGACCCGAUAGUACGACAGACUUUGCCAACGAGGCUUCGGACGAUGAUAAUGCUUCGUCGGUCUAUUCACGGCACCGUCACUCCGGCCACCAUCUGGAGCAGUUCAUUGACCAGGUUUCUCAUUGGAUCAAAGAGGAGCGAGCGAAGCACUCAGGCGCGGACGCCGAGUCAAAGACCUCCGCCACCGACUCCACCACCGACUCCACCACCGAAGAUACAGAUGGCAAUAACGACAAGCGAUCUGGAAAUGCCUCUUCACAUGCAUUCGAUCUUGACAAGCUCGAAAGUAUCAUCAAGCACAAUCUGACCUUCGAUCGACACCGCAAGCACUCCAGGAACAAGAGCCCGCCUGUGCGACGCAAGCGCUCUCUGCUCAAGCUGCAUCGGAAGCAUUCUGGUUCCGAAGAUACUGAUGCCUUCGACGUUGAGACAGCGGUACCGAGCUGUGACGCCAUCCUGGACAAUUCGAAGACGUUAUCUUACACCGGCGGAGCGUCAGAAGACUCCGACUCCAGUGACGAUGACCUUCAACGGACUGCCUCAUACCGGGACCGCGAUGAGUGGGCGAGGUUCAAGUUUGAGAUUGUCAGACUCACGCACACACUACGACUGAAGCGAUGGCGUCGUGUACGACUGGACAGGAGCAACGAGAUCUCUGUUCAACGACUCAGCGGAGCUUUGACAAACGCUGUUUAUGUCGUCUCGCCACCGAGCGAGAUGCCGUCAGCACGUAACAACAGCGUUGACUCCACCGCGGGUUCACAGAAACCACCACCAAAGCUGUUGCUGCGCAUCUACGGUCCGCAAGUUGAGCACCUGAUCGACCGUGAAGCAGAGCUGGCCAUUCUUCGUCGCUUGGCUCGGAAGCGCAUCGGACCACGAAUGCUGGGUACUUUCGGCAACGGCCGCUUCGAAGAGUACUUUUACGCGGAGACGCUCACCCCGGAAGACCUACGCAGCCCGGACACCAGCCGGCAGAUUGCUAAGCGGAUGCGGGAGUUGCACGAUGGAAUCGAGUUGCUAGAUCGAGAACGCGAUGAUGGACCUUUCGUAUGGCAGAAUUGGGACAAAUGGGCCCCGCGAGUCGAGCAAGUAGUAUCCUGGCUUGAUUGUCAGAUCGACAAGUUGCAGCCGGGCGUCAAGCCCUCGGGGGCUGAAGCAUGGAAACGCCGAGGAUACAUCUGUGGCGUGCCCUGGAAACAGUUCCGGCAGAUGGUGGAAGCCUACCGGAAGUGGCUGAUCGCCCAGUAUGGUUCGACAAGGCGUGUCAAGGAGCAGCUCGUUUUCGCCCACAACGACACCCAGUAUGGCAACAUCCUGCGGCUCAUGCCAACUGGAGAGUCACCUCUGCUGCUCCCGCAAAACACACACAAGCAAUUGGUCGUGAUCGAUUUCGAAUACGCAAGCGCCAACACACCCGGGCUAGAGUUCGCCAAUCACUUCACCGAAUGGUGCUACAACUACCAUGAUGAGCGCAAGCCGUACGCCUUCCACCCCAAUCGCUACCCAACGCCGGAAGAGCAGGACCGAUUUGUCCGUGCUUACGUCCGCCACCGACCUGAGAUCAACGUCUCGACGCCAAAAGCAGGACCCACUACACCCACUAUGCGUGCGAAUGAUCAGAGCAGCGGCAACACGCUAAGCAGGCGACCGACCUCCAACAUCUCAGACUUUAUGCUCGACGCUCGAACGCCGUCAACUGAUUCCCUGGGCUACUUCGGUGAGGAGGCUGCGCGCAAGAAGGGGGAGGACAAGGAGGUCGCUCGCAUCUUGCACGAGACACGCUUGUGGCGCCUCGCAAACACCGCCAUGUGGGUUGCUUGGGGCAUCGUCCAAGCCAAAGUGCCAGGCAUGCCCGAUUUCAGCUCCGAAGGCAAGAUGGAGCCAGAUGAUGAAGGCGAAGAAGCUGGGAGAGAAGACCUUGGUGAGCGGGCGGAUGAGUAUCGGGACUUGGUUGCUCAACAGCAGCAGGAAGAUGGGGAGGAAGAGGCGCAAGAGGAAGUGGUUGAGGAGGAAUUUGAUUAUCUGGGAUAUGCACAGCAUAGGGCUUUGUUCUUCUGGGCGGAUGCGAUACAGCUUGGUUUGGUGAAGGCUGAGGAGCUGCCCGAGGAGUUGAGGGAGAAGGUGAAGGUUGUGCCGUACUAA